This is a messenger RNA of Oppiella nova, 714 nucleotides long. NCBI's taxonomy places the organism in Eukaryota, Metazoa, Arthropoda, Arachnida, Sarcoptiformes, Oppiidae. The record is from the annotation of a GenBank genome assembly.
AUGGAUUUUUCAUGGAUCAGUAAUGAAACUGAUAUUGAAAGUGAAGAUGAGGUGAGAAAUGAGGAAAAACGGGAAAAAAAAUUCAGCAAAAUGGUAAAAUUCAAAAGUAUCCACCAAUUAGUGAAUCCCAUAAUAAUGUUCAAUGAGUUCUCUGAGGAGGAUCUGGUCUUAACACUGGAUUUAGGCAAAGGAUUAACAAAUGGCAAAAAACAUAAAACCGAUGAUAUCAUACAACUGAAAGUUUGCGAGUUAUAUAAGACUAAAAUGUUUCAGUUUAUGAAGUCUGUGCCCCACAUAACACCGACACCUUUUGAGCUGAACUCCAGACAUAUGAAAGUCAAGCAAAGUUUGAUCGGACAGUUGAAAGCAAUCACUAAGGAGCACCUGGACCUGGAUCUCAUAAUUCAUACUAAUGGAAACGGCAUCAUUAAUGGCAAUGGUAUUCAUAACGGCAUUAAUGGCAAUGGUAUUCAUAACGGCAUUAAUGGCAAUGGUAUUCAUAACGGCAUAAAUGGCACCAAUAAUAGCAGCAAUGAAUUGGUCGUCAAUAGGCUUAUCGAGAGGAUUGAUAACGAAAUGGAGAAUAUAUUCAAAGAGUUGACUAAAGAUAACAGAAUUGAGUACAAGAAGUGUCAGUUAGGGUUUACUAUUGGCUGGAAAUGUAAUGUAAAUCAACCCAACUAUUCAUACGAGAAGUUUGACGAUCGGUUCUGA